This is a messenger RNA of Columba livia (rock pigeon), 3409 nucleotides long. RefSeq names its product cell division cycle 42 (gene CDC42). The transcript has 6 exons. Gene Ontology annotation, biological process: Cdc42 protein signal transduction; regulation of filopodium assembly; endocytosis. Bases 189 to 764 code for a protein of 191 amino acids. NCBI's taxonomy places the organism in Eukaryota, Metazoa, Chordata, Aves, Columbiformes, Columbidae. The record is from RefSeq and is a predicted model, not a curated record. Gene Ontology annotation, molecular function: GTPase activity; protein kinase binding; GTP binding. Gene Ontology annotation, cellular component: dendritic spine.
CGGCCGCUCUGGCCCCGCCCCGCCCCUGCCCGCCGCGCCUCUCCUCCCCGCCCCUCCCGCCGGCCGCUGCGUGCUGACGUCAGCGGCGGCGUGCCCCUGCGCCUCAGCCGAGGAGACCCCGCAGCUGCCAACGCCCGGCGGAGACUCUGAGGUUCUCAUUGGAGUUGAUAUUCCAGUAGACUUCAGCGAUGCAGACGAUCAAGUGUGUAGUCGUGGGUGAUGGUGCUGUUGGUAAAACCUGUCUCUUAAUUUCGUACACAACAAAUAAAUUCCCAUCGGAAUACGUACCAACGGUUUUCGAUAACUAUGCUGUAACGGUGAUGAUCGGAGGAGAGCCGUACACCCUGGGCCUCUUUGAUACCGCAGGUCAGGAAGACUAUGAUAGAUUACGACCCCUCAGCUAUCCACAGACAGAUGUAUUUCUGGUCUGUUUUUCAGUGGUGUCUCCUUCUUCAUUUGAAAAUGUGAAAGAAAAGUGGGUACCUGAAAUUACUCACCACUGUCCAAAGACUCCUUUCCUGCUUGUUGGGACCCAAAUCGAUCUAAGGGACGAUCCCUCAACAAUUGAGAAACUUGCCAAGAACAAGCAGAAGCCCAUAACUCCAGAGACGGCUGAAAAACUGGCCCGGGACCUGAAGGCCGUCAAAUACGUGGAAUGCUCUGCGCUCACGCAGAGAGGUCUGAAGAAUGUGUUUGAUGAGGCUAUCCUAGCUGCCCUCGAGCCUCCGGAAACUCAGCCCAAAAGGAAAUGCUGUAUAUUCUAAACUCUCUCCUUCCCCUCUCGCUGCUGCUUCCUCUGUCCCACUACUGUAGAAACCUGGUUAUAAAAUGAAUAAAACCUUGACUGAAAGCUGUUGUGUCUGCUUACCACCUUAGAGCAACCUCUGUAUUAGCUCUUGGACUGAAAACGAUACUUAAGAUCUUUAGUAAAAUGUUGUGACCGUGGAACACCAACUGGACUCGCUUAACUCUCUGCUGCUUGGGUUGCCAGAUGCGGGUAGUUUUAUAAUUCAGGCUGUUGGGGGAAAGGAGCUGCUUACAUCACUAUUUAAAGAAAGAUCGAAAGAAUAAGACGUGAUGUUUGAUCUUCCAGAAUCCGACUGGAAGAAACGAUGCGCGUUUUGUUUCCAAUUUCUACUUGUGACUCUUGUGAACUGUAUUUGCAUGACAAAAAGUACAUGAAACGGUGACCUGCAAGUGACGCUGUAACGUGAAGGGUUUUCUGGUUCUCCUUUGUGCAGUGAGAUGUUGUUCUGUCGCUGUUGCUUUGGCUGUCUGUGCUGUGGUGGAGUAUUUGUCAGUCCUCGGGGGGAAGGAAAUAUCGAUGUACUUGCUAUUGCUUUAUGAACUGUUAAAAUUCCUGCUUUCGCUAACAUGGUAGAGCUCUUCAUUUCGAUGAUGGAUCCGUAAAGCCUGUUACUGUAAGAUGUAAAGCUGCUUCUUACUCUCAUGCUUCUGAUUUUUAUUGUUUCAAGGAGAAAACAUCAAUUGUAGCUUGUCUUUACAUUUGGAAAUUAAAAACUGCGGUUGUUUGUAUAAACGACUGAUGAAGCUUUAUUCCGAUUUGCAUCUGCUUCACUUUAACCCUCCACGCGGUGUGCGGUUCCCGCUUGGUCCCCACUUCUCUGACCCCACGGCUGCUUUAACCCUCGGGCGUUCGGGACCAGCAGCCUGACCAGGCCAUAAACUGGAUUUCUUGUUGCAUGCUUGGCCUUGUCUCUCCUGACACACCUGCUCCAGAUCCUGGAAUGAACGCAGCACUUUCCGCUUCGUCAUUAGCAUGUGAAAUGUCUUAAUAGCCAAAAGAUACCGUAAGGAAAUGACUUGGGUACGUGUCUUUUGCUUCUUGCGGAUUAGACCGGUGUGGUCUCGAAGGAUCCUGCUCGGAGAACGAGACGCGGUGCGAGGAGCCGCUGGCGGCCGCGGAGGCUCCGGGAGCUGUGGCUGGCACAGGCGGCCCCGCCGGCCCGGGGUUCGUCAGCCGCUUGGUUUGCUGUGCUUUUGUUUGUGUGCAAACUCAAAAAUGAGACCGCCCCUCUCUCUCUUUGCCCCUUUUCAGAAAGGCCUAAAGAAUGUAUUUGACGAAGCGAUAUUGGCCGCCCUGGAGCCCCCGGAGCCGAAGAAGACUCGCAGGUGUGUGCUGCUAUGAACGUCCCUCCAGAGCCCCUUCUGCAGAGCUGUUGUUUGGUGUCGUACUAAAAAGCAAUGUUUAAAUCAAACUAAAGAUACAAAGUUUAAAAUUUGUUUUUGCAAUAAUGACGAAUGCCCUGCACUCCCGUCUCCCCCACACGACCCCUGUGUGAGAUGAGAAUGUUAGCGUUUAUUCCCCGGUGCCCCCUCAAUUCAGUUAAACUAGUUAAUUUUGAGUAAUUAUGUAUUACCAGAAAACACUGAUCAGUACUAGUUGUUUUUUAUUUUGUUUACUGUUUCUAAUUUUUUGUUUAAAAUCCAGGCAUGCUUGUGAUGACUCUUUCUGUAACAGACUAAUUCGAGGCUGUUUUACUCAAGCCUUGUCCCUUAGGCCAGUCUGGCAAGACUUGGUUCUGGUUUCAAGAACUCGUGGGGCUGUUGUGCAGCCAGACGCAGCCUGGCUGUGAGCAGACAAAUACAGGAAAGCAAAAUGUCCCAAGCUGGUGCUCCUCGAAGGAGGAGUGUAGAACAUGGAUCUGCACCUCCUCCGAAGUUGCCUUGUUUCUUCCCCUGGCUUUCUGCUGUGCAGGUCAGAAAUUUCUACCCCGUCCUCUAAGUUAUGAAGCCUUAGGAAUAGGAGAAUCCUUUUCUCUGGAUGCACCAUCAGACUUGAAACUAGCUUGCCACUCUUUAAUCUUGACAUCGUCAGCUUUUGUUACAUGUUUUAGAAAUAACUGCACCUUUUAAAGCACGAUGCAGUCGGCUUUUAACCAACCAAUGCUUAAUUAAUAGAGAAACGCUUACAACGACCCGCGCGGCCACUGCUGCUGGGGCGCCGCAGGGCCCUGGUGGGGGUUGAGCUGAGCUCCGCGCUGGCCCUGGUGGUGCAGUCUCCUCUGGAUGGGGUGGAAAGCCAGACCUGCGGCAGGAGGGGUGUCUGGCCUUGAGUUACCAGCUGGGGGAACCCCCUUUCUUCUGCAUUUUGCUCCUUAAGUAACCUUGAACCUGUGAGGUGGGUUCCGGCCGCCGAGGAUCGUGCGCAGCGUCUGUACGUGGACCGGCUGCAGCGUCAUAGGGGUUUUACCAAAAAUACAGUUUGGCUUGCAAAUUCAAAGGGGUUUUUUUUUUUUUUUGUUUUUUAAGACCUAAGGAAUCUUCUCCAUCUUCCAAAAUUCCGAUUUCUUGUAGACUCAUUAGUGUUGAACCAAUGCUUUUUCAUGUCUAAGUUCUUUGUAUAUGCAUUCUUUUCAGAUGUAUUAAACAUAAAGUAUCUUCACAA